AGAAAGUUUGAGCUGUUUCCGACAAUUACUUUUCAAGUCAUGACCUUUUUUGAAAGCCAAUUUUUGAAAUAAGCAAAACCUAUAGCAAUCUCACCAGUAAUACAGUACCCCAUCUUUACAUGAUGUCUCUCCUGAACUGGACUGAUUAUUUACAUAAUAUUUUGUAGUAACGAAACGUCUUUUUUCUGUGACAAAUUCCUUUCCAUUUGUGCCAGUAAUGUAACUCAAAGGAUCUUCUCUAAAGCUCUAACUAUUAAUCCUUUCCAAGUAUCAAAUAACUGCUCAGUGAGUGAUGAUUUAAUGAUGGAGCCUAGUGUUGCAAUAGAAGCUAUAGAGCCUCAAGUGUGCCCCAUAGAGAAACAAAAGUGUCUUCCAGUUAAACCAGUUUUACAGCAAAAAUUUGAAAUUUAUUUGAGAUUUUCAAUGAUUCUGAGAUACUCGUGUUUCUGCAACUGUGACUGUCAGAUGUUGGAUUACAUAAAUGAAGGAAUACUCCUCCUUGAGAAGAAACUAGGGAACACUCCCACUCCGUUAUAUUAUUAUGCUGAUAAUAACAAUGUGGCCUUUGACACUAGAUACUUUAAAGUUUCAAAAUGUUAUCCAAAUUCCACAAUGACCUUAUAUUCAAAUGGAGCUGAUCCUGAUAUUACUGUUCCAUGCACUAUAACUAACAGUGAGGGCUCAAUACUUUAUAAUGUCACCACUGAAGUUCAAGAUUUGGAUCAAGUGUCUUUUCUUUGGCAACAGAGUUUUUUUGACCGCUCACUAUUCUGUGACACAUGGGCGCUGGAUGACAUCUCUGUUUCUCUUAGGUACAAUGGACAGUUGAGGAUCAUUUAUGAAGAAGAUUUUGAUGACAGUGAAAGCACUUCUUCUGGAUGGGACAUUACGAAUGGAAUCCAAUCAAAAGAUUUGACGGAAUGCUCUAAGAAAGACGAUGGUUGCUUAAAGUAUUGCCACUUUAAACUGGAGCCAAAAGCAAGCUCCAUGACUCCAUUGAAUUGA
Messenger RNA from Amphimedon queenslandica, 1005 nucleotides. RefSeq lists its product as uncharacterized. NCBI's taxonomy places the organism in Eukaryota, Metazoa, Porifera, Demospongiae, Haplosclerida, Niphatidae. Bases 301 to 1005 code for a protein of 234 amino acids. The transcript has 3 exons. The record is from RefSeq and is a predicted model, not a curated record.